CAGUCUUCUGACAUGACACUGUCCACAAUGUCCGCUUUCGAGGCAACAACUGCGGUGCCUAUGACCUGCGAUUCUAUUGCCACAAUCUGUUCAGGUACAGACUGUGUUGUUCCUCCCAGUAAUUUCAAUGAAAUACUCGGCCUGGUGUUGAGCUCAGUGCUCACCGUCAUGCUGGCUAUGGUCAUGUUCUCCAUGGGCUGCACCGUGGAUGCAACGAAGCUCUGGGGCCACAUCAAGAAACCCUGGGGCAUCAGCAUCGGCUUCCUCUGCCAGUUUGGCAUCAUGCCGUUCACAGCCUUUGCCUUAUCACUUGCCUUCAAUGUGCUGCCUGUGCAGGCUGUUGUCAUCAUCAUUAUGGGCUGCUGUCCUGGAGGCUCCGGCUCUAAUAUUAUCUGCUACUGGCUGGAUGGAGACAUGGACCUAAGUAUCAGUAUGACAGCCUGUUCCUCUAUCCUGGCCUUGGGGAUGAUGCCUCUCUGUCUACUCAUUUACACCGCCACCUGGACUUCCGCCGACACCAUCCAGAUCCCAUAUGACAGUAUUGGUAUCACUCUUGUGUCCCUUCUUAUCCCAAUUACUGUGGGAAUUUAUGUUAAACGCAGGUGGCCCCUCGUGGCUAAAAAGAUCCUCAAGGUUGGGUCCAUUGCAGGCUUUGGUCUCAUUAUCAUCAUAGCUGUGGUUGGAGGAAUUCUCUACCAGUCCUCCUGGACUAUCGCCCCCUCCCUUUGGAUUAUUGGAACUAUCUACCCCUUCAUUGGUUUCGGCCUGGGGUUCUUCAUGGCCCGCUUUGUGGGCCAACCUUGGCACAGGUGUCGAACCAUCGCACUGGAGACGGGUUUCCAGAACUCCCAGUUGUGCAGCACCAUCGUCCAGCUGUCCUUCAGCCCUGCUGAGCUGGAGGUCAUGUUUGCCUUCCCCCUCAUCUACAGUAUCUUCCAGCUAGUGGUGGCAAUCAUGGCUGUGGGAGCUUACCAAGUCUAUAAAAAGCAUUGUGGUGGUGGUUCAUCUGAGGAAGACAGUGAGUCUCCAUCGCUAGAAGAUAGUGACGCUGCACGUGCAAAAGAGAAGGACUAUGCAGUGGAAAAUAGUGCCUUUGAAUUUGAUGAGAAUGGCAACAGUGAAGGGAAGAAUAAGCAUUUUGACAGCAACACCCAGCUGUGAGGUUACAGCCCUGCAAAUAAAAGACUUUUGACUAUCAAUAUGAACCAUAGACUGUAUAUAAAUAUAUAUAUAAUAAAUCUUUAUAUACAGUCUAUGGUAUGAACAUCAAGGGCCACAGCACCAAUGAAGACAGCACUGCACUCUGCAGGCCGGAGGUGUGCAUUACAGGUCCUGAUCUACUGCCAACUUACUGAAGGUUUCGCAAGAGCAGGGGGUUCCCAAAUGUCUCCCCUAGUUUUAUAUAAUUAUUUAAUACAACUUGAUCCAUGCAUUUAUUUUCUUAAAGUGCCCUCUACAUGUUAUAUCAAGAAUUCAAACUGGAUGUCGAAUAUUAUUUAUGUGUAUUUCCAAAUGCAGAUGUUUUCCGUGCUCAACAGACGAAUGAAUGGAAAACUGAAUGUUAGAAGUUUUUGUCACUGAUUUUCCAAUUUCAAAGAGAUGCAAUAUUAUUAUCCUAACUCUUUGACAUGGAUCUAUCCCAUCGGUCAAAAACAGCAAACAGUAAUGACACAUGAAGUUAAAAAUGGUCAAUAUAACCUCUGUCCACUCAAAGUUUUGUCAGAUAAGAGAAACUGUUUGCACCCCUGAAGUAAUGUUUCACAGGCUGUGAGUUAUCAAAGCCACUGGUCACAGAGUAUAAUGUGUUUAUUGUAAAACUUUUUUUUUUUUUAAUCCAUAUUCUCUAUUCUCAUGUAGUUUUUUAAGGAUCAGCUUUGGCAUUUGGGCCCUGAGUUAGAAGAUACAAACUUCUGCUGUGUGUUCUCUGCUCCUGCAGUUCUUCAUUUCACUGUAUACCUCAUAUAUAAUAGCAAAUAAAUAGAAGAGUCUCUGAGGCUCGUGAAUCGCUCAGUUUUACUCAGCACAGCUGAUUCUUAGCAUUUUGAAAGGUGUAGGUUUGUGGUUUUACAUAUCUGUCCAAACUGAAGAAAAAGGGAUAAAAUCCCUGAAUAUUUAUGAUACAUAUUCACACUUUAACUAAUUUAUUGGUCCACUGUACUGUGCACAUGUGACAACUACAGAAUGCAAUGUUCAACUUAUUUACUGUAUUUUAAUAAAUUAAAUGCAUAUUGUAUAAUAACUGAUUGCAAUUCUACUCAUUUACUUUCAGUCUCUUGAAAGCUUGCAUUUCCUUGACUUUUCAAAUAUUUUACAAAACCUCUGCUUUCCUAUUCAGUUUUAGAAAUGUGCCUUCUGAAAUAAUGUAUU
Molecule: messenger RNA, 2367 nt
Organism: Thunnus maccoyii (southern bluefin tuna)
Lineage: Eukaryota; Metazoa; Chordata; Actinopteri; Scombriformes; Scombridae
Gene: slc10a2
Product: solute carrier family 10 member 2
Exons: 6
Coding region: 13-1161 (382 amino acids)
Biological process (GO): bile acid and bile salt transport
Cellular component (GO): apical plasma membrane
Molecular function (GO): bile acid:sodium symporter activity
Source: RefSeq, a predicted model, not a curated record